ACCAACAAAAAUGACGUUCAACUGUUUCUUAUACCCAUUCUCUGUUCUCCUCAUUUCCUAUUCUGUUUUAGCUCAAAGUUUGAAACCAGAUGAAGAAAUCCAAAGGUCUGCAUUCCCAAAUGACUUCUUCUUUGGAGCUGCGACUUCAUCUUAUCAGGUUGAAGGUGCUUAUCUUCAAGAUGGUAAGGGCCUAAGCAACUGGGAUGUUUUCACAAAAAUUCCAGGAAAAAUAGAGGAUAAUGCUAACGGAGACGUUGCAGACGACCAUUACAAUCUCUACUUGGAAGACAUUGAGCUGAUGCAUUCCUUAGGCAUAAGGGGAUACCGGUUCUCCAUUUCUUGGUCCAGAAUUCUACCUGAUGGGAUGCUCGGCACGCCCAAUCCAAGCGGGAUCACGUUUUAUAACAAGCUUAUAAACCACCUAGUAAGCAAAGGAAUAGAACCAUUUGUGACAAUUCACCACACUGACCUGCCCUAUAUGCUAGAAGCAAGAGAUGGGGGCUGGCUUAGUCCGCUAUUACGGGAAGAAUUUGCUCGUUUUGCCACCAUAUGCUUCAAGAAUUUUGGGGAUAGGGUGAGGUACUGGGUUACCAUAAACGAGCCCAAUCUCAUAGCUGAUUUAGCCUAUAUAAGAGGAAUAUUUCCACCAGCUCGUUGUUCACCGCCGUUUGGUAAUUGUUCCACUGGAAAUUCUGAUGUGGAGCCUCUCAUUGCAAUGCACAACAUGUUAAUAGCACAUGGCAUGGCCGUUGACAUCUAUCGUAGUUUUUUUUGGCCAAAACAACAGGGGUUUAUUGGAAUUGUUUCGAGUGCUUUCAUGUAUGAACCGCUUAGAGAUGAAGAAAGAGAUCGGCUUGCUGCUGAUAGAGCCUUGGCUUUCAAUGUGGCCUGGAUGCUUGAUCCACUAAUAUAUGGAGAUUAUCCUGCUGAAAUGCGCCAAUGUCAUGGCUUGGCAUUGCCAAAGUUUUCGGCCAAUGAGAAAAGGCUUUUAAGAGGAAGCAUAGAUUUCAUUGGUGUCAACCACUAUUCAACUCUAUAUGUCAAGGACUGUAUCAACUCUACUUGCCCCUCCGGCGGUGACCGUCCCAUUAGAGGCUUUCUCAACACAACUUCGUAUCGAGAUGGCGUUCCCAUUGGAGAACCGACUGGUACGUCGUAUUUAUUUGUUGUUCCAAGAGGGAUGGAGGAGAUCAUCGACUAUCUUAAACGAAGAUAUCAUAACGUGCCCAUGUUUGUUACUGAAAAUGGAUACACUUUACCAGCACAACAAAAUGAAUUACAAGACAUGGGUCGGAUCAAUUUUCACAAAGCUUACCUUGUCUCUUUAGCCAGAGCAAUAAGGAAGGGGGCUAAUGUACGUGGAUAUUUCAUUUGGUCCUUGAUGGAUAAUUUUGAAUGGCUAAGUGGAUACACCUCAAGAUUUGGUUUAUAUUAUGUCGAUCGUCAAACACUUGAACGAACUCCAAAGCUUUCUGCAAAAUGGUUUGCUAGUUUUCUCAAAAACAAUACUCAUAACGAGAAGGAAGAAAAUUGUGCAGCUGCUUCAUCGGUUCAGGGUUGAAAGGCCCCCAUCUUUGUUUGUGGGAAUCUUGAACAAGGACCAGCUCCCUAGCCCUCAGGCCAUGUUCUUUGUUGUCUGUAAGGGGAUGACGUUUGGGUCUCUUAUGCCGCGUCUCUCUGUGUUGCCCUAUUAUCUCUAUGGUUACCUUUGUUUGCUGGUUAGUCUGCAAUCGCUUUCUGUACACCUCUUGGUUUGGGCCCUGAUUAUGAGUUUAUCCAGUCUUUAAUAAAAAAUAAAAAUAAAAUAAAAUAAAAAAAUAAA
Molecule: messenger RNA, 1822 nt
Organism: Pyrus x bretschneideri (Chinese white pear)
Lineage: Eukaryota; Viridiplantae; Streptophyta; Magnoliopsida; Rosales; Rosaceae
Product: beta-glucosidase 18-like
Exons: 12
Coding region: 11-1561 (516 amino acids)
Biological process (GO): carbohydrate metabolic process
Molecular function (GO): beta-glucosidase activity
Source: RefSeq, a predicted model, not a curated record